Mercenaria mercenaria is the source of this 1854-nucleotide messenger RNA. RefSeq names its product serine/threonine-protein kinase NIM1-like. Gene Ontology annotation, biological process: protein phosphorylation; microtubule cytoskeleton organization; intracellular signal transduction. Bases 368 to 1645 code for a protein of 425 amino acids. Gene Ontology annotation, cellular component: cytoplasm. The record is from RefSeq and is a predicted model, not a curated record. NCBI's taxonomy places the organism in Eukaryota, Metazoa, Mollusca, Bivalvia, Venerida, Veneridae. The transcript has 5 exons. Gene Ontology annotation, molecular function: protein serine/threonine kinase activity; tau-protein kinase activity; ATP binding.
UUUUGUCAGACAUUGUUGCUAUAGGAGACGUACAGCGUAAGUCUCAUUUUUCUCCGUAUUUUAAAAUGUUGGGAUGAAUGUUUCUGCAUUUAGACAGUUCAGAUAAUACAGAGAAAAAAAGGAUGAAGAUUUUUGAUACUUUGCAGAAUAUCAUGUUACAAACUUAAACAUGUUGAGGCAGGCUUAGCUGUCCCCUGGCUAGUUUCCGAAUGUAGCAUGUAACUGCUCAGGAAAUUUGACUGUUCUGAAAAAGUGCUGUUUCUCAUACUAUUCAUGUGAAAAAGGUCAGUCUGAAAAAUACUGUUUGAAAGGGGAUUUAAAGGGAUAGAGACUUGACCCUUAAAGGGGCCAGAGUUGAAAGAGGAUAAUGAGAGACAUGCAGAAUGGUGGCACAGAUUCAUUGUCUACUGGAGAUGUCCGCGAUAAAAAUCAAAAUGGACUUGACGAGGAGUCAGACAAAAAGGUCACUCCUUAUGAACGUUUGUCACAGGAUCUUAGCAACGACCCAAGAGUUCUGAAAGAGAUUACGCUGGGUAAAAGGAUAGGAUUCUAUAGGAUACGAGGAGAACUGGGUAGCGGAAACUUUUCCCAAGUCAAAAUGGGAAUCCAUGCUUUAACAAAAGAAAAGGUAGCUAUAAAGAUCCUGGAUAAGACCAAGUUAGACCAAAAAACACAACGCCUGUUGUCACGAGAGAUCUCUAGCAUGGAGAAACUUCACCACCCGAAUGUCAUCAGAUUGUAUGAGGUUGUGGAGACUUUAGCCAAGCUACAUAUUGUGAUGGAGUAUGCAGGGGGCGGAGAGCUGUUCACUCGAAUAUCCAACGAAGGAAAGCUUCCAGAGCCUGAAGCCAGACAUAUCUUCUCCCAAGUUGUUGCAGCCAUGGAACAUAUGCAUAGUCAGCAUAUCAUCCAUAGAGACUUGAAAGCAGAGAACGUAUUCUAUGCUGGUCAGAGAUUUGUUAAGGUCGGGGACUUUGGAUUUAGUACAAUCAGUAUGCCUGACAGUCUCCUCAACACAUUUUGUGGAUCGCCACCUUACGCUGCUCCGGAACUCUUCAAGGAUGAGAGUUACGUUGGAGUGUUUGUUGACAUCUGGGCUAUGGGAAUCAUGUUGUAUUUCAUGGUGACAGGAAUAAUGCCGUUUAGAGCUGACACGGUUGCAAAGUUGAAAAAAUGCAUAUUAGACGGCAGUUACAUUAUUCCUUCGUACGUGUCAGACAGUUGUCAGUUCUUAAUACGUAGUAUUUUGAAAGCAGUGCCUCAGGAUCGAUUCACGAUUCAGGAAAUUAUUAAUUCAGAAUGGCUAGAAGGUCAAGAGUUCCCUGUUCCGCUAGAGCCCUACAGUGUGUGCCCAAGUCUUUCUGGUGCUAACAUAAGCGACGAGGAAAGAGACGCUCGGAAAGUGCUUCGUGAUCUCGGCAUCACUGAAGAUCAUUUUAGACAAAAUCAUAACCGAGACUCGCGUUCUAGUGUAACUGGAACGUAUAGAAUAGUGCUUCACAGAAUACACAAAAGACGUUUAGGAAUUACGGAAAAUAGUUCAUCAGACAAUUUACAAGAAAUGGCUCGCAUGGCUCGGAACACCGAGAAUAAUCCGUCUGUUGGGACGAAACAGCAAUCAUCCAAAUUUUGUGUUAUAUUGUGAUCAAUGCAAACAUUGCCUGUGAUAGUAUUACUGUUAACUAGUUAUUGUUGAUGUUUAAUUAUUUUUAAUCAAAUGUUUAAUUAUAUAUAUUUUUGAACAACAGAAAAAAAAUUUGUGACUUUUACCUAUGGAUCGUUUAAAAUAACACUGGUGUCAUUUGUUUACAGAUUUUUGUUUAAUCGUUUGAAAAUUAUGAAUUGUAAAAUUUU